CCCAGAAAAGCUCGCUCUUCAGUCAAAGCUGUCAAAAGGCGCAGAGAAGGCAAAAAAAAGUGCGUACAGUGCGAAAGCAGGAAACACUUUUCGUGUUCGUCCUAAAACGUUCACUGCUAGCGUAGAUUGGUGUUGUGUGUGCAAAGAAAACAAUCCCUAUCGCACCUAGGCAGGAGAUAACAAAACCAACAGUUGUACACCAGUAUUUAAGGCAUCGCUCGUCGCGUGUUUCGUGCUGCAUCUCGCGGGACCCGUUUUUGCAUUACCAUUCUUGAUGCACACACUCACCGUUCGUUCGGCAAAGGAAGACGACGAUACACAAAUACGGGAACAGCGGGGCGGGCUGCAGCAGUAGCCAGAAAAUCAUAAUACCAACCACACCAAGAAACCCACCGAGCUCGGAUCGAUUUCGAUUGCGCACUUGUUCGUCACGUCCCACGGCAGAACCACAGUCUUCAGCACAGAAAAAUGACCGACAUUGCGAAGCUCGCAGGAGACCACAUCCUGAUAUACGAGGGUUACUAUAAACAGCUGGAUCCAAAGGAAACGAACGAAAUCGGUGCACUCGCGGCGGCAAAAUUCCUCAAAAAAUCUGGCCUCAGCGAUGUGGUGCUCAGCCGGAUCUGGGACCUGUCCGAUCCGACCGGCAAAGGGUUCCUCACGAAGGAAGGGUUUUUCGUUUCACUCAAGCUGAUCGGUUUGGCACAGGAAGGUUCGGACAUCAGCCUCAAAAACAUCUACAACGUCCUCUCGAAACCUCCGCGGGUGGGCGAUUUACCAAAGCCACCGGCGCAGGUUAAACUGCUGCCAGCGGAAAGUACAGACUGGUCAAUGAAGCCGGAAAAGCGGCAACAGUACGAGCAGCUGUUCGAUUCCCUCGGUCCCAUGAAUGGGUUGCUGCCGGGUGCAAAGGUGCGCGUCACGCUGCUCAACUCCAAGCUACCGAUGGAUACGCUCGGCCGUAUCUGGGAUCUGGCCGACCAGGACCGUGACGGUAGCCUCGACAAGCAUGAGUUCUGUGUGGCGAUGCAUCUCGUGUACGAAGCGCUCGAUAAGCGUGCCAUCCCGGCCGUGUUGCCACCGCAGCUCCAGCGCAACUAUAGCUCGCAAACACAGGCACAGAAUGGCGGCGGGUUUGACGCGUUCGGUAAUGGGGCUGCCGAUGGUGGGGGCUUUGUGGCCAACUUCCCGACAGACAUUGCACCGCCACCGGUCGUACCGCCGCUUCCGGCCGCACUCGCCCGUCCACCACCACCCGUCAUCGGUGGUGGCGGCGGCGGCGCACCGAUCAUUCCGCCCGUACCGAUGGUACCGCUGGUGGCGUCCUCAGCACCGAUCGAGGUGACCAGCUGGGUUGUGUCACCGCUGGAGCGUUGCAAGUACGAGGAAAUCUUCAACAAGAGUGACACCGACCGGGACGGGCUGGUUUCGGGGCUGGAGAUUAAGGACGUGUUUCUGCAGUCGGGUGUGGCGCAGAAUAUGCUCGCCCACAUUUGGGCGCUCUGUGACACGAACCAGUCGGGCAAGCUCAAGCUGGAAGAGUUCUGCCUAGCGAUGUGGUUCGUUGACCGAGCCAAAAAGGGUAUCGAACCGCCGCAGGCGCUGGCCCCGAACAUGGUACCGCCCAGUUUGCGAAAGAAUUCGAUCAUUCAAGCGCAGGAACCGCCACAACCAACCUACAGCAAUCCGGAGCUGGAAAUGAUAUCCAAAGAAAUAGACGAGCUCGCGAAGGAGCGUCGCCUGCUGGAGCAGGAAGUGGCCCAGAAGGAGGCCGAUGUGCGAAUUAAGAGCGGUGAACUGCGCAGCCUGCAGAGCGAACUGGACACGCUAACGGCAACGCUGAAGCAGCUGGAAAACCAAAAAGGUGAAGCACAGAAGCGUUUGGAUGAUCUGAACAAUCAGCAAGUAGGUGUAGAUCAAGCCUUGCUAGAGGUAGCGUGCAGCAUUGACGAUGCUCGUCAACAGCUGAUCAGAAUUCGCGAACAGUGCCAGAAGCAGGAAGCAACGCUCAAGGAGCAGGAAGGUGAGCUGGACUCGCGUCGUUCCGAGCUGCAGAAGCUGAAGGACGAGGAGCAGUCGCUCGAGAAGGAGUACCAUUCCAGCACCAAAGAGGUCGACCGGCUGACGUCCCAGCUGCAGGAUACGCAGCUCGAGAUCAGCCAGGUGAAGGCCAUGGUUACUCAGAUACAGGAGUACCAGCGGCAGAUGACGGACGCACUGUCGAUGUUCCGGUCGGCGAUCGAAUCGAACGAUCCGAUACUGGUGUCGGACUAUUCGCUCAAGAUAGAGCCCGAGUUCCGGGAGGCGAAGCAGGCGCUCGAGGAGAAGGAGGUCGAGAAUGCGAACAAGCGCGAUCCGUUCGGCGAUAACCGGGCGAAUGGGUUCGGUGCGGGCGAGCCGGAAACGGGCUUUGGGGAUGAUUUUAAGUCGAACGGUUUCGCCACCCAGUUUGAUGUCGGUGCGAAUGGCGGAUUUCACAGUACGGCGGGUGGUGGAUUCGGUGACGACGGGUUCGGUUCGUUCGGUGCGAAGACGAAUGCUGGCGGUGCGGAUCCGUUUGCGUCGGCCGGUGCCACCGAUCCGUUCGGUGAGCGGAAAGGUAGUGCAGCUGAGCCCGCCAAAGAUGAGUUCGGAUGCGAUCCGUUUGCCAUACUGCAUGCACCGACCACUGCCGGUCAAGCGCUGACACCUAGUCCAAGCAGAUCCGUAGCGCCACCGCGCCCUGAAUCGCCCAGCCCAGCCCUGCCACCGAAGAAAGCGAAGCAGCCACCACCGCGCCCGGCACCACCACGACCAAUGCAGGGCCCUACGCCUACCAAACCCGCACCACCGGCGUCGGAUGCAUUCGGUGAUAGUAGCGGCGGUGGCAGCUUUGCCAACUUUGCCGACUUCGACAAUAAGUGAAUAUCAUCCGAUACUAAUACUAGCUACUAGAGAGACUAACAAUUUAACCAAAACAAAAGUAAAACAAAAAAAAUUAACAAAACAAAUCGAAAGUCAGAAGCAAAAAACACAGCGACCCAUAGUAGUGUACCAAACCAUCCUGCGGCGGCGUCCUGUAUCGUCGUCUAACAACAUACUCGAACCAUUGUUGCACCAAACGGCGCUCUCUUCAUACAAUUGCACGCAACCAUUUCACGGCAGGCAUACGGCAGGCAACUAGUAAAGCCAGUUUUGAAUUUAACCGAAACCGAGAGCUGCACUCUGUUGCAAGCAGCAGUUAAAGAAAACCUUCCCUCAGAUGCUCUAUAUUUUACGUUUAAGCACUGUUCUGGUACAACCUAACCCCUGUACUGCAUCGCGCACGCUGUACAUAGAGAGAUGUUAAGUAUAACGAAUCGCAUCGAAUCAAAUCGCUCUGCCGCAUCAGCACGAAACACACAAACACGUGUGUGUGUGAAACUACUUCACUCCAACAAGUAUUAAAAUAUCAUUCCCCCUCGCCCUUUGUUUGGGGAAUGUUUAAAAUAAUCAGAAUAGUACUGAACUGUAUGAACCUUAAUCGCAAGCGCUAAACUAUCAAAAUUAUGUGUGUACGAUGGUGUGGUGAUAUGUGUGCGCAUAUGCUAUUCCGUAUUGUUUUGUCUGUUCACUGUUAAAAACUUCAAAUCAAAACCAAGACCACUUAUGACACGUAUCGAUGAUCCGUAGCGUAGCAUGAACCGUAUCGAAGAACGAAAAGGCAUUAGAUAUUAUACAAGCAUUAUAUUUACCGCACCGGGGUGGGUAUAUUGGGAUUAAAUGUAAACGUUAAACGAAUUCUCCUGCCAUAUUAGCGCUGGUGGGGUAGCUUUAUUACGGAUAGAAGACAGACCUUCUUUCUGGCACGAGGGGCUGCUUUCUGUGGUUGAUUUCUAUUGAUUCGAUUCCAUUGUAUGUGUGUGUGUAAUUCACCACGCCAAGAUUGAACAUGACGAUGACGCCUAGUAGUUAUCUAAUCGCAUUCGUUUUUGUCACACACACACACACACGGUAGUAUGACGAAUGGGAGAGUUGUGGAAGGUCGGUUUAAUCUGCCAAGUGAGAUUCCGUUUACCACAGCGAGCCACAAAGAGCGGCGGAAAGGGGUUUAGGGAAUUAUGUUUCCAUUAUUAUGUGUCUGUUUAUUAUAGUAGCAAGAGUUACCGGCGAAUGCGAUUUUGGAUUUUUUUUUAUUUGCAACUGCACACACAGCACUGGUUUUUUCUGUUUCAAUGUUUUCCAUUUGUUAAGAGUACGUCGUUAAAUGGUAGCAAUUCAUGUGACAAUUGUACCGUGAAACAGAGACCGUGCAAGCAAAGCAUGUUCAUAUAGCUUCGAAUCUUUCAUCUAAGUAUAAUUCUUCUUGAGCUGCUCAACGAGAGAUAGGCAAUUGCGGUGCAUAGAAAAGAUGGCGGCCGAGGCGAUAACGGCGCCGGUCUUCACACAAAAAAAAUCAAAAUUAAGUCACAGAAAGCCAGAAAUGGCAGGCCGCGAGACCUCUCGAGGUUUUGUAGUGCCAAGGAAAAAGAAGAAGAAGAACAGACUACCGUUCACUUGAUCCGCUGCAUAUGCUAUUAGAAACAUUUACUCCAUUCGUACCCCAAUUAUUAGCACGCAAAUCGUAUUGUAGCAUAUCGUUCGUUUAAAACACAUACGCACGCGUUCAGUGAGUUAUUAAAGGUAUUCGUCUGAAUCGGGGAUAAACGUAAAAGUCUAUUGUUAAUGUGUGCGAUAAUAAACUUCAAAGCAUGGUGAAAACUAAUUACUCUUAUUAACAUUAAUUAGGCAAUGGUAACAUUAUUUCUAACGUUCGUUAAACUAUCAGAGCUUUAACUUAAUUUGUUGCACGAUGGUUGACAGAAUUCCUUGUCAUUUUUUUUUUUAAUUAAAAGAUUAAAAGCGUCUUUGGUGAAGAAGUACGUUAGCAAAAGCUUCUUAUAACGAUUGGAUGCUUGGGCAGCUCCUAAUAACCUAUUUUUAGUCGAUCCCACCUAAUACAUUUGAGGGGGGGUGACCCGGUAGCAGAGGCAACAGCGGUGCCGGUCUACAUACAGCAGGCUCAAUUCCCGGUCCGGGAGAAAAAUUGAUGAAAUGAAAGAUUGUUCAAAAUUAUUCUUAUUUCAUUACUUUUCAACUGGAUACAUCAGCAGCUCAUAGUCGACAACAUCCUACUGGUCCCAUCAAAUUUGACUUUAGCCGAAAAUAGUAGCUUCUUUCAAAAAUAUUUCUUCUCACAAAGAAAAAACCCGCUACGAAACAAGUUAAAGUUCUUUUAGCUCUUCUGCAAAACAUAUUCGUUUGCUUACACUAGAACUACACUCUGUUCAGAUCGCACCUAGACGCAAUGCUCGUGUUGAAGCCGUUUUUUUUUUGCAAACGAACAGAGUAUCUUAAAGCUCCUCAUAUCGCAAGUUACGCAUAGCGGCGAAAAUAUAUUCAUGUUCUGUUUGCGCUGGUUUCUGGCAACAUAACAAUAAUCGCGAUGUACCAAUGUUUAAUGCAGUAUUUGAUGUAGUUGUAUAUCGUACGUGCACAUACUAUUCGCCAUUUCACGCUCCAAAAGGCGUCGUUACAAAAGAGGGAAAACAAGCAUCGAAAGAACAAAUCAUAUUUUCAUAUAUAUAGUGUAGCAGAUAAGCGUGUUCAACACACAAACACACACCCAUACAUACCCUCUUUAGACUCUAAUUGCAUAGCGAUCUGACGAAAUACAGAUAAUAACGCAAAACCCCGUACUAA
Anopheles stephensi (Asian malaria mosquito) is the source of this 5700-nucleotide messenger RNA. It is a transcript of the gene Eps-15, whose product is annotated as epidermal growth factor receptor substrate 15-like 1. NCBI's taxonomy places the organism in Eukaryota, Metazoa, Arthropoda, Insecta, Diptera, Culicidae. The coding region runs from base 469 to 2904 and encodes 811 amino acids. Gene Ontology annotation, biological process: endosomal transport; endocytosis. Gene Ontology annotation, molecular function: calcium ion binding; cadherin binding. The transcript is spliced from 11 exons. Gene Ontology annotation, cellular component: clathrin coat of coated pit; cytoplasm; plasma membrane. The record is from RefSeq and is a predicted model, not a curated record.